CGCACAAACAUCACUAUUGACAAGGCCCAUACGUAUCUUGCCUCCCACGCCAAUCACCCCUUCCCAAGGGAAGGGAAUCAUGUAGCCAUUCCUUGCCCCUCCUCUUUUAGCUCAAGUAUCACAUCACGCUCUAACUAACGCCAAACCAUUAACCAUGAGGAUCAAAACAAUCUCCUUUUGGCUUUUAGCCUUUGUCAUUGCACUGAUCUCCAUUCUAAUUGCUCUGUAUACCGUCCCUCCUCCCUCCAAAUCAAGCAUCACACCCAGCAGUCAUAAUAGUUUUGAAGUUGCGGGGCAAAGUGGUGAAUUCCUAUCUCUGCUAACGAGGAUGGUGUCUAGACAUCACCACCACCACCACCAUCAUCAUCAUCAUCACCACCGCCACCAUCGAGGGCGGCGUAAGCACAAAUGCGAUCAUACCAAAUGGACGUCUAGCCUUAUUUCUCAGUGCAAAGUGUCACUUGUAUUGACAGUUGACUGGAAAGGUUGCGCGAAUUUUAGCAGUGUGCAGCAGGCGAUAGACGUUGUUCCUGACUCGAGCCCGUCCAAGACCUUGAUCGUUAUUUAUUCUGGUAUAUACAGGGAGAAGGUAGUAAUCCAUGCCAACAAAUCCAACUUGAUAAUUCAAGGUGAGGGUUUUCUCAAGACAGCAAUAGAAUGGAAUGACACUGCGAAUUCCACUGGAGGGACCGUGUACAGCUCUUCAGUUGCCAUCUUUGCUCCUAACUUCACAGCAUACAACAUUAGCUUUAAGAAUACAGCUCCAGAGCCAUCUCCUGGUGAAACUGGAAAGCAGGCAGUGGCACUAAGAAUAGCAGGUGAUCAAGCUGCGUUUUACAAUUGUGGAUUUUAUGGAGCCCAAGACACCCUUCUUGAUGAGCGGGGUAGGCAUUAUUUCAAAGGAUGCUUCAUACAAGGUUCCAUUGAUUUCAUAUUCGGAAAUGCUAGAUCACUCUAUGAGGGGUGCGUUAUCCAUUCAAUUGCUAAAGAAGGGACGAGUGGGGUUGGCGGAUGCAUCACAGCUCAAGCAAGGCAGUCGAUGAAUGAGCAAACAGGGUUUUCCUUCGUGGAUUGCAUCAUCCGGGGAACCGGGACCGUGUGGCUUGGAAGAGCUUGGGGAGCUUAUGCCACUGUGGUCUUUUCCAGAACUUAUAUGUCUGAUGUUGUGGCUCCAGACGGAUGGAAUGACUGGCGAGACCCCACUAGGGACCAGACGGUAUUUUUUGGAGAAUAUGAGUGCUUAGGGCCUGGAGCAAACUACACGUUCAGAGCUUCUUAUGGGAAGCAGCUAAUUGAAUAUGAAGCAGCUGCCUACAUGAACAUUUCAUACAUUGAUGGAAAUGAAUGGCUUCAGGACUAGACCUUGUUCUGAGGCUAGAACUAGAUAGAUUAUAGAAAAAAUAUACACAUACCCACUAGUUUAUGUAGAUUUUAUGGUUAUUAAUUCAUAUGUAAGAGGGGAAUUUUUAUAUGUAGAUGAAAUAAACUAGAGUAAUUAAUCAUGUCAUAAGGGUAUUUAGUAAACGUACACCGGCAGGGGUAACUGUUUGUAUGAUGUUGAUCAAAUCCCUUCAGUCAUA
Molecule: messenger RNA, 1580 nt
Organism: Theobroma umbraticum
Lineage: Eukaryota; Viridiplantae; Streptophyta; Magnoliopsida; Malvales; Malvaceae
Product: putative pectinesterase 15
Biological process (GO): pectin catabolic process; cell wall modification
Molecular function (GO): pectinesterase activity
Source: RefSeq, a predicted model, not a curated record